Messenger RNA from Phascolarctos cinereus (koala), 3300 nucleotides. It is a transcript of the gene WNT6, whose product is annotated as Wnt family member 6. Gene Ontology annotation, molecular function: frizzled binding; cytokine activity. The record is from RefSeq and is a predicted model, not a curated record. Gene Ontology annotation, cellular component: extracellular region. NCBI's taxonomy places the organism in Eukaryota, Metazoa, Chordata, Mammalia, Diprotodontia, Phascolarctidae. Gene Ontology annotation, biological process: canonical Wnt signaling pathway; cell fate commitment; multicellular organism development.
CACCCCCGCCCCCGGCUCUGAUUUCGUCUUCGGAGUUCUGGAGAAGGCAGAAGCUCUGGCUCGUCCCGUCCCUCCGCCUCUGCCUCUCCCUUCUCUCCCGGGAUGGGGCUGGGAGUUGUAGCCGCUGCAGCCAGGCUGCUGCAGUGCUCCCCCUGAAAGCUCGUGAUCCCCUCGCUUCAGCUUCACCAGCUCGCCCUCCGCCUUCUGUCUCUUCCGCCCCUCCCCAAAAGCCAGACCCCAGCCGUCGAGAUGCUACGGCCAGCUCCGACUCGACUGGGACUUGUCCUGCUUUUGCUCUGUCCCGCCCACGUCGGCGGGCUCUGGUGGGCUGUGGGCAGUCCCCUGGUCAUGGACCCCACCAGCAUCUGCCGGAAGGCUCGACGGCUAGCAGGACGGCAGGCAGAGCUGUGUCAAGCUGAGCCUGAGCUGGUGGCAGAGCUGGCACGGGGUGCCCGGCUAGGUGUAAGGGAGUGCCAGUUCCAGUUCCGAUUCCGACGCUGGAACUGCUCCAGCCACAGCAAGGCCUUUGGGAGAAUCCUGCAGCAGGAUAUCCGGGAGACAGCCUUCGUCUUCGCCAUCACAGCAGCUGGGGCCAGCCAUGCAGUGACCCAGGCCUGCUCUAUGGGAGAGCUGCUGCAGUGUGGCUGCCAAGCUCCUCGUGGACGGACCCCACCCCGGCCCCCUGGACUCCCCAACCUCACUGGGACUCCGGGGCCUCCAGGGCCUGGGAGCUCCUUGGAUGGCAAUGCAGCCUGGGAGUGGGGGGGCUGUGGAGACGACGUGGACUUCGGAGAUGAGAAAUCCAGGCUCUUCAUGGAUGCUCGGCACAAGCGGGGAAGGGGUGAUAUCCGGGCACUGGUGCAGCUACACAACAAUGAGGCUGGACGGCUGGCGGUGCGGAGUCACACGCGCACAGAAUGUAAGUGCCACGGCCUGUCGGGCUCCUGCGCUCUUCGCACCUGCUGGCAGAAGCUGCCCCCGUUCCGGGAGGUGGGAGCCCGGCUGCUGGAGCGCUUCCACGGCGCCUCCCGGGUCAUGGGGACCAACGACGGCAAGGCCUUACUACCGGCUGGCCACACCCUCAAGCCCCCGGACCGCGCCGACUUGCUCUACGCCGCAGACUCGCCCGACUUCUGCUCGGCCAACCGGCGGACGGGCUCCCCGGGCACUCGGGGCCGCGCCUGCAACAGUAGCGCCCUGGACCUGAGCGGCUGCGACCUGCUGUGCUGCGGCCGGGGACACCGUCAGGAGAGCGUGCAGCUUGAGGAGAACUGUUUCUGCCGCUUCCACUGGUGCUGCGUGGUGCAGUGUCACCGCUGUCGCGUGCGCAAGGAACUCAGCCUCUGCCUUUGACCCGGACCUGCCCUUGCCCCGCGCCCCUGAACCUCAGGGGGCUAAGCCUGCGUCUCGGGGCCGCCGGCGAGAGACGGCUAGACGGUGGCAGAGAACGUGGCCUUGGCCUGGCUCCAGCUAAGGGAGUACCCGAGAACGUGGGCGAAGGAUGCCUUCCCGGAUCAUCAUGGCCUGUUAUUCCAGGAGCAGAGACCAAUACAUGCGGGGAAGGGAACUCUCGAGAGACAUCUAGCCACCUGGGUGCCAAGGAGAGUGGGUGGUGCUGUGGAUUCCCUGCUCGAUUCUGACUCUUCCUUCAACAUUUCCAGAUAAAGAUGGAGAUUUGGAAUGGGGAUCAGGAUACUCUUAAAGCACUGCCUGGGGAAUGGGAGGAAGUGAGAAAAGCCAAGGGGAACAACGCUGGAGGAUGGGGGAGGGACCCUAAUGACAGGGUUGGGGAGGGCCCCAGGAGGUGUCAAGGGGGUGAUUUUUGGUACUAAUAAAGUUAUUUAAAGCAAAUAGACUCUGUUGGGGAUUUGGGGACAGAGGCUGUAGCCAGUCUCUCCAGACCCAAAUUCAGGGAAGGGACACUUAGCAUAAUGCUGUAGGGCUGGGAAAGGGGAAGGAGGAAAAAGAGGAUUGUAAUUUGUAAUGAAACCCUUGAAGGUUACCAUCUUCUGUGCUCCAGAGGGUUCUCUCCUUAGUGAGCUGGACGGACCCUCCCAGAACUCACCUAAUCCAACUCCCCCAUUUUACACAUGAGGGCUCUGGACCCAAAUAAGUGAAAUAAUUUGCCCAAAUCUGGGGCAGAGCUGGGAUUUGAAUCAGAUUUUUGACUUCAAAUUCAUGCUGCCUUCCUUGCCCCUUUUCUGGCAGCCACUAGGUCUGAAGGUUCUUAAAGUGGCAUUUUAUUCCUCAUUUCUGGCAUGGUAGGUGUCCCUUUUCCACUUUACUGUUAAUCUAGCACAGUGACUGAAGGCGUGAGGAGCAAUCCAUAACUUGACUUUAUUAUAACAGGGUUAGAGAGUUUAUUGAAAAAAAGGAAUAUGUAGUAUCUUACAGCUUUAAAAAAAAAAGGCCAGUAUUUGCCUGGCUAGUCCAACCCUUACAUUCUAUAGAUGCGGAAAGUGAGUCCUAGGGAGGUGAAAUGAGUUAAAUUCCCAAGUUCCCUUAAAUUCCUGGCUCUUACCAGCAGAUCUUUUGGUCUUAGGUUGCCAUUUGGACCUAGGAUUUUAUCAGUGUAGGGGAUUCCCAAUGAGGACCAUCUGAAAACACAGUAGCAGCACUUCAGUAACUUUACAGUCUCGUAGAGUUGCCAGGACUUGAACCCAGAUCUUCCUGGGUCUUAAGUUGUUCAAUACAUUUGACUUAAUACUUAUUAAGUACCUACUACACUAGGCACUGCAGAUACGAAGAUGAAAGGUGACAUAAUUCCUACCCUCACGUUUACAGUCCAACGUGGGAGGAAGAAGUAAUAUAUACAAAUGAAUAUGCUAGAAGGUAGCAUGUGAGAAAGGCAAAGGGUGAUGCUACUUCUAUAUCGUUGGCAGCAGGAGCAGCAAAGACUUCCCACAACCAACCUUUUGUACCCUAGUUAGAAAUGGAGGACUGGGCUUUGUGGAUCAUGGUCUCACCCAUUGCGGUAUUUCCCAUGUUCUUAUGGUUCCUCCCUCCCAUCAGCCAUAAAACCUAAGCCACAAGGAAGAAACCUAGUAAGUAGGGAUGGAGUUAUUCUUAUUCUUUUUCUUGGUUUUUGGUUGUUCUAGAUUGUAUUUAAUUCAAUUCAACCAAACUUUCAUAGCCCUGCUCCUCCUUCCUUCUUAUGGAAUCUGAGGUACCCGUUAACCCCCCCCCCAGAUUUCAUGAAUAUGACAGCAUCUCUCUUGACACAGAAAUUGUUACCUUUACCUGCCAUUUGAAUAUAUUUAAAAUACAGACGGAAAAUAAAGCAUUUUUAUUCACAAUGAA